Messenger RNA from Penicillium roqueforti, 1407 nucleotides. Its product is annotated as calcium/proton exchanger. Bases 1 to 1407 code for a protein of 468 amino acids. The transcript has 3 exons. NCBI's taxonomy places the organism in Eukaryota, Fungi, Ascomycota, Eurotiomycetes, Eurotiales, Aspergillaceae. Gene Ontology annotation, molecular function: calcium:proton antiporter activity. The record is from RefSeq and is a predicted model, not a curated record. Gene Ontology annotation, biological process: intracellular calcium ion homeostasis; calcium ion transmembrane transport. Gene Ontology annotation, cellular component: fungal-type vacuole membrane.
AUGUCUCUCCCAAACUUCCGCUCUCACUUUCGAAGCCACACUUUCGGUCCACGAAGAAUGGCCUCUGGCACCAACGGCUCCCUGGACGCCAGUGAGCGAACGGGACUCCUCGGCGCACACCGUGGCUCCUUCUCCGGCCUCUCAUCUCACGAGCAUACCGACCAUGGACUGCACCACCACCACCCGAACGACAACCGUAUAUGGGUGCAAUGGCCAAUGCGCGUCGUCCACCUGACGUGGAAAACAAUCGUCCGCGACUAUGUCAACGUCCUGCUUAUCUUUGUGCCCUUGGGCAUCAUCGCCGGUGCCCUUGGCUGGGACUCCACCGCUGUCUUUACACUCAAUUUCUUUGCUAUUGUUCCCCUCGCUUCGCUACUCAGCUUCGCUACCGAGGAGCUGGCCGCUACUCUGGGUCAAGCGCUUGGCGGCUUGAUGAAUGCCACUUUUGGAAAUGCUGUUGAGCUGAUUGUCAGUGUAAUUGCCUUGAGACAGAACCAGAUUCGCGUCGUCCAGGCCAGUAUGCUGGGAAGUAUCCUGUCUAACAUCCUGCUCGUGCUGGGCUGCUGCUUCUUCGUCGGUGGACUCCGCUACCGCGAACAGUCUUUCAACACCACCGUAGCAUCGACCAUGUCCUCGCUCAUGGCUGUGGCGUCCGCAUCCCUUAUCAUUCCCGCAACCCUCUACGCCGCGAUCUCGGGUAACUCCAUCGCCAAUCCCGACGGUGCAGGUGAGAACUCGGACCCGGACAACGCUGCGCAGAAGAACAUCCUUAUCUUAUCGCACGGCACCUCCAUCAUCCUCCUGAUCAUCUACGUCAUGUAUCUCUACUUCCAGCUGGGCUCUCACUCCGACCUCUUCGAAGAGACGAAUGGUAGCGAUACCGAGAACAUCGCCGGCGCCGAGGAGGAGGAGCACGAGGAGGAGGAGCGCAUUCUCAGCCCGUGGGCUGCGGGUGUGGUGCUCGUCAUUGUGACUCUCCUCGUCUCUAUUUGCGCCGAUUACCUAGUCGAUGCUAUCGACCCCCUAGUAAAGACCACAGGCAUGAGCAAGACGUUCAUUGGACUGGUGCUGAUCCCGAUUGUGGGUAACGCCGCGGAACAUGUCACUGCCGUUGUGGUUGCGUGGAAGGAUAAGAUGGAUCUUGCGAUCGGAGUUGCUAUUGGUAGCAGCUUGCAGAUUGCGCUCUUUGUCACGCCCUUCUUGGUUAUCCUGGGCUGGAUCAUGGAUAUCGAGAUGACACUGCACUUCCAGACUUUCGAGACCGUGGCUUUCUUCAUUUCUGGAUUGGUUGUUAACUUGCUUAUUCAGGAUGGAAAGUCCAAUUACCUUGAGGGUGGCAUGUGUCUCGGCAUGUAUAUCAUUCUGGCCUUGGCAUUCUAUGUCUACCCUGAUGAUGUUACCAACUGA